Messenger RNA from Phyllotreta striolata, 637 nucleotides. The record is from the annotation of a GenBank genome assembly. NCBI's taxonomy places the organism in Eukaryota, Metazoa, Arthropoda, Insecta, Coleoptera, Chrysomelidae.
CGGAUAUUAGCCGUAAAAAUUUAUUCGGUCCAGCAAUAUUAAACAAUCUGGGUGCUUCAGUUAAUAUCACAUCAGUAUAAAUACAGCAAUGAGGUCAUUAAAAAUUGUUUUUCUAUUGGUUUUCAUCACCGAAACCACUCUAGCCUCUUCGAUAAUAGACAACCCGUUGGGGAAGCUGCAGGUGAAGAACGUCCUCGCGAGCUGCAAGGACAAAUCGGGCGCGACCCGGGCAGAUUUCGAGACGUUGAGGUUGCGCCAAAUACCGGAGACGAAGUCGGGCAAGUGCCUGAUGGAGUGCAUGUUCGAGAACGCCGGUAUCAUGAAGGACGGGAAAUUCAACAGGGCCGGCGCGGUGGUGGUGCUGACGCCGGCCCUGCAGGGCGACCUGACCAAGCUGGGGAAGCUGAAGCAAUUGGGCCAGACCUGCGAAGACGAGCUGGCUUCGAAGAAGUACGCGAACUGCGAGGGGGGCCGGAAGGUGCUGGAGUGCCUGGCCCGGAACGGGAAGAAGUUUGGGGUAGGGUUCGUUAGUGUUAAAAAGGAUUAACUGAUGGCUUUGAUUUGGAAUAUUUUUACUAUCUUUAUUUGGUUUGGUGUAUAAUUUGGAUAUUACGAUGUAUAAGUAGCUCGAUUUUAU